Molecule: messenger RNA, 4464 nt
Organism: Tilletiaria anomala UBC 951
Lineage: Eukaryota; Fungi; Basidiomycota; Exobasidiomycetes; Georgefischeriales; Tilletiariaceae
Exons: 3
Coding region: 1-4464 (1487 amino acids)
Source: RefSeq, a predicted model, not a curated record
AUGGCGAUGCUAUCGUCGCCACGCAAGCGGCAGGCGUUGGGCGACUUGAACAGCAACAACUCGCCGCACCACCUUCUACCCGAGCAUGGCGCUCAUGCGACCCAGUCGCCAUGCAAGCCCUCGCGAUCGACAACAUCUCCCGCACCGAGCAGCCCCCGUGCGAUGGCAAAAGCACUCCUGGGGAUCAGUCUUCCUCCGUCCACGCCUCUUCGCGCGAACAGCGCAUGCUUGUCCACGCGCUCAACGCUCCCGCACUCGCCCUCGACGCGCGAGCACGUCUCGAGCGACGCUCCCAGCACACCCACGGCUUCCGCGUGCACAAGCGACGUUGAUGACGAUGACGCUGAAGGCUACUCUGCCGCAGCCACUGAAGAGUCUGACUCGGAACUCUCGACUUCCAACUGCGAGACAUAUUCCAGCACCGAGAGCAACGACCACGAAGGGGCAGCUGCUGCCGUCGAAAGCAUGACACGCCGGCGCAAGCGGCGGAAACCUCUGCCUGUCAUCUUCUUCGGCACGCCUUCCACCGCCGAGCACGAGCGAAGAGUCAAGUACGAAACGAAGCUGCGCGAGAGGCGCUUGCUGCGGAGGGACAGCUUGGAUCUCGCGCGCAGGCGCACGAUGACCGCUGCCGACCUCGAGCGGACCCUACCUCCUGCAGAUUCGAACGAAAGGCAAGCGCACUCGGAACCCGAUUUCAAUGUCCCGUCUUCCUCCGCCUCCAGCGUGCAAGACACCACGGAGAGACCGAGUAGCUCAGCGUACACCACACGGCAGCUGGAAGCGCAAGACACCGACACUGAACCAGAGUCGCCGAGCUUGAGGUCCAGUCGCUUACUUGCACCAGUUUCGCAGAUUCCAUCACCGUCACUGUCCCCGGUGCUUAGCAAAUCUGCUGUAGAAGCCGAGUCUCUCCAACAUGCAGUCGCUGAGCAGGAGGAUCAACGCUCUGCAACAACGACUGCAGGGCUUGCCAGGGACGAACCAAAUGCUGAGAUCUCAAUUUCCGAUCCUGCAGAAGAUACAGGUAGCACGGACCUGAAAGAGGUAGCAUCUGGGAAAAGGUCGUCUGAAAUCUCAGCACCCUCAGAGAAAGCAGCAGCUUUAGCGGCACUGGUGGAAGCACAAGAACCUUCUCGCGAGCUGAAAGCACCUCCAGACCUGCCCAUUUCAAUGCGCGUACUGCAGGCUCGCGCACAGGCCAUAUCAGCAGAUGAAACCAUCACUGACGGGUUCGAUACGACUUUUCAUGAGGGGGCUGCUGCUGCUGCCGGCGACGUGUCUUUCACGCUGCCGCUCGCUCCGCUGAGCCAGGCCGACAGCUCUGUGCACGCAGCAGUCAAUGAGCUGGCGGACAUGCUUGCAAAGUUGCACUCUACUAGCGCAGUCAUCGCCUCACCCUCUUAUGCAGGUGCUGCAGUAGACGAAGUCGAUGCUGAAGAGCAGACAGAAGAGCAGAUUGAGCGUGCAACUUCCCAAUCAGAGGCCGAGGUUGCGGAAGAUGGGAUGGAUGCCCUUGGGGCGCAGGCAGAAAAAUGCGAUCAAAGCGCAGAGAGUAUCGCAGGGAAACGCAGCAAAGUCCAAGGUGCGGACGACGAGAUCGAUCAAGGCUCGCCAGUGGAGAUUUUUGAAUUGGAUCUAGCCCUCGAGUUCGCUAUGGGUCUCGAGGCUGCUGCAACCAAAGAACCUGAGCUCUUUGUCGUGCAGCCAUCGUCCGAUGCUGCUGCGUUGCAGGAUGAAGGGCCAAAAGUAGGGCAUGCCGCUACGCCGCAGCGACUGGCGCCAUCGCUUGCAGCAGCAGCGGACGCCAGCAUCGCGAGCAAUGAGGCAUCACCCGGCGUUGCACUCUCGACAGCGGUGUUUAGCCCGAUCAGCAGGCAUCGGUUGGCUUUGCAGGAUGCCUUCGGACAGUCGCCGUCGAAUGGCAGUGAUUUUGGCGACACCUCGCCUGCAAGACCUCAGCGCAGGAGGUCCGCGCGGCUCAGCGCAAAACUCGAAGAGCUUGGAUGGGAGCAACUGCAGGAACAGCAGCAUAAAAUGAAUGCAAUCGACAAGGAGAACAUGCCUCCGCCAUUGUUGCCAGCAAGCAACAUGCUGCGAGAGAUAGCGUUCGACCCCUUUGCAAGCAGCAGUCCAACGAAGAGCUCGCCGCGCAAACCAGAUCAUCAUUCUCCAGCGAAUCGAGUGCCGCAGUCGCCAUCUAUGGGCACCAUCCUCGGCUCUUGGGCAGACGCCAUGAUCGCAACGCUUUCGCCUUCAAAGCCUUCAUCAUCCUCAUUCAAGGUGUCGUCGUCACCGUCAAAACCUUCAAGCAGCUCGACGACAGUGCUGUCGCAUUCAACCACGAUGCCUUUGAAGUGCUCCAUCCUCUCAGCGUCGCAGGCCGAAGUCGAGGCAGUGUUUAUGCCUUUUGAGGGCCGUCCAGAAAGCCAGUGCCAGGCUCCUACAGACACCUACGAAGCCUCCAUAUCAGAUCCGGCUGAGACCUUACUCUCCUCUACUACCCAGCGCACUUCGGUGCUAAUAGCUCCUGUGAACGACCGGGGCCCUCUGCAAAAGGGUUCAGUCGUUCGACCUGUUCCACGUAUAACACCCAUGGGCGCUUCCAAGUCCUCAGUGCUUCCUCAGAAAUGCGGACUGGUGCGACCAAAGUCGGGCGUGACUCGCAAGCUUCCUCCUUCUGCAAUUCCUACGCCGGUCGCGGCCCCGAUUCGCAAAAUUCCAGCUCCCGCAAAAUGUGUGCGCAGCAAGGUGAUACCGGUGCCAACCACCGUUCCUAGGCCAGCUGCUACGGCCCGUUCGCUGUCGGAGUCGAAUCCGAAAUUGAAGGGUGCUGCAGCUGGGAGACCAGCAGUGGCGGCCACUGCAAGUCGUGAUGUGGCUGCGUCCGAGGUAAAGCUCACGUCAGCGACCUUGGACACUGCAGUGUCAAAAAGCCUAGUUGCAACAGAAGCGCGCGACGCCAAACCCGCUGCGCCGCACACGCUCGCGCCAGCUGCAACACUUUCAUAUCGACCAGCUCCAGCUUCUAUGGCGGCGGCGCUACCGGGCAGUUCCGCUCCAUCCGCUGCCAGUAGUGAUGGGCCGGUCAUGGAGCGUCGGCCUGCCGCCGGGCGUCUUGCCUCAGCCAAGCGCGUGCUGCUCCCCUCCUCCGGGACUCCGUCCGCGUCAGCGCCGCGGCCACCACGACCCGUGCCGGUACCCACAAAUCGUAGGUCUGUCGCGUCGAGUGCAGCAGCCCCAUCUGCAAAGGUCACUCCAAAGCCGACUUCUCCAGUGAAACCGAUCGUCCGUGCAGCCGGUCCCGGGUGGCGGCGAGCCAAUGCGGAGGCUGCUGCUGCUGCUGCCGCUGCUGCUACUAGAGAGACAGCCACUAUUGCACGUAACGAGCCGACCGUUCCUCGUCUCAUGGGUAUCAUUCGGACAGCCGGUGCUAUGCGCGGGCCGUCGCCAACGCCUCGUGGCCCGAGCCCACCAUCAUCGCAAAUGUCAGACAGUCGGUCUCCGCUUAAACAGAGUGCAGCAUCCAACAGGGUCGAUCGCGGGCCGUUCGUACCUCAGCCAGUUUUUUCGCCGACAAAAUUAACGCCAACAUCGAACAGUACCGCAGCGACGGUUGAGAAGGGACAGUUUACUGCUGAAAGCAGGCAGACCAGCUUCACAUCUAGCAAAACGCCUUCCAGUGAUAGCCUUCUGGCUCCUUCCGUAGCCCUCUCAUCAUCGAUGCCGCCGCGAACGGCUCGCGUUCGAAACGCGUCACAAUCACAGUCCGAAGAAGUUUCGAACCGGUCGGCAAAUGCAACUUCGGUUUCAGCACCUGUGGGACUACGCGCUGGUAUCGCACCUGUGAUACCUAUGUCAGCUCCGGAUUUGGCUCGCUUGACGACAAGGAACACUCGCAAGAACGAGGUGUGGGUCGCUCAACUCGAGUAUCGCGAGGUGUACAUCGACGGUGCGAAGCCUCCAAGUCCGUCCGCGAAGAUUCCUCGCAUUGGUGGAGCCGUGAAACUUUCGAAAGCAGACGCUGCGACGGCAAGGGCGAAUCGCGCAAAGAACCGCACCAGUGUUGAGAGCGAGCGGUCACAAGACGACGUCGAAGAGGCGCUACAGCUGAUGCAAGCGAUCAAGGAGCAUCGCCUUGGGGCCGGCGACGCUCAGGUGUACCAGACACCUAUUCGAGGGUACAAAGCAAAAGGGGUCCGUUGGCACAAGGCUCUGUUCGUUGGCCCAUCGGACAAGUACUCUACCGAACCCGGUCUUGAGCUGGGGGAGAGAAAGAUUCUUGCGAAGGACUGUCAGCCUUGCAAGAGCCUGCUGUUGAAAGAGAACUUCUGCAAUUUUGACCGCCACGGCAAUGUCUCUGAAGCAGAGCAUCCACUUUCGCCGCGCCUGAAGAAGACGCGUAUCAUCAUCCAGCAGUUCAAGUAUUCUAUCGAGAGUCCGUCGGAUGACGAAGACGAGUAG